Cladocopium goreaui is the source of this 633-nucleotide messenger RNA. Lineage: Eukaryota; Dinophyceae; Suessiales; Symbiodiniaceae. The record is from the annotation of a GenBank genome assembly.
AUGAGCUUUGGCCAAGCAGCCCGUGGUGCGGCCUCCUUCUUUCCAGAAGACCGGAAGGCAGGGAUCGCACGACGCAACAAAGUCCAACAAGAGCAGUUGUGCAAAGAGCCAAAGCCAUCCUCCAGAGCCGACUUCGAGAGGUCUCUGGGCGUUUUCAAGUGCACAGCCGACGUUGAUGCUGGAAAUGGGCGACGACUUCGACGGGCCAAGCAACCCAUAGACGACCAGCUCUUGGGUGCUCCCUCCGGUGUCGUUGGCGCUGAAGCACAUCCCACGGGCCUCCCCAACAGGAGGCUCCGCCGGGCCACGAAGUUAAAUUGCACGGUAGAGAGCGAAGAGGUCUCCGGCCGUCGGGCCUUCUUUGAUCAAUUUACUCGUGCUGAAGAAUAUGCAGAGCUGAUUGGCCGACCUGGCCUCCAAUCGCCUCGACCAAAAGAGCAAAGCCUGUUGGUUGAGGGGAUGGAUUCCAAGUACUUUGCCAUGCAGGGUGACAUUGAGGACUUGAGCACGUCCGCUUCCGAAGAAUGCCCUGAGAGGCCGCGCAAAGAAGCAGAUUCAGUGCCCUCGCUCCGAGUUAGACGCAUGCUCCAAAGUUUGCAGCCUGCAAAGGGUCGCUUGGACAUUCCUUUGGAG